AGUGACGCGCUUAAUUUGGACCUUCAUCCCGUUCCUAUAUAUAACUACCUUCCCUGACACUCAAAGCUAUCUUGGAAUUCAAAGGAAUUUUCCAUGGCUUCUCACAAAACCCUUACUCUUGUUUUCUUUGUAUUAUUGGGCUUCGGUAUUUGUUCAGCAACUAGAGCCCUCCUCACUCAAGUUGGCUAUGACAAUGUUGUGCAAGCUGCUAUAGGAGAACAUGGGGUAACUAGCUACGGAGGUGGUUCUGGUAGUGGAGAAGGUGGUGGUGCAGGAUAUGGAGCUGUGGUUGGACAUGGCGGUGGAGGUGGUGGUGGUAGUGGUGGUGGAGGUGGAGCUGCUUAUGGUUCUGGAGGUGCUGGAUAUGGAAGUGGUGGUGGGCAAGGAGGUGGUGCUGGAUAUGGUGCCAAUGGACAAAAUGGAGUUGGAUACGGUGGCGGGGGUGGUGGGGGAAGUGGAGGUGGAGGUGGAUACGGUGCAGGAGGAGAACAUGGUGCUGGUUAUGGAAAUGGUGCUGGUAGCGGCUAUGGAGCAGGGGGAGGGAAUGGUGCUGGCUUAGGUGGAGGAGGUGGUGGGGGAAGUGGUGGUGGUGGUGGUGGUGGAGCAGGCUAUGGUGCCGGAGGAGCGCAUGGAGGUGGGUAUGGCAGUGGGUCUGGAGCCGGUGGAGGUUUUGGUACUGGUGGUGGAGCUGGGGGUGGUCAUGGUGGUGGCGGUGGAGGUGGUUCUGGUGGUGGCGGCGGCAGUGCUAGUGGAGGUGGUUAUGGAGCAGGUAGUGGGAGUGGAGAGGGUGGUGGACAUGGCGGCUAUGUCCCUUGAAACUACGUACCUUCUCCCUUUUAUCAUUUCUAAGAAGAGUGCAUGCAUGCGUGAAUCUUGUUACCUUAGUUUAAACUAAAAAAGAAAUAAAUAAGAUUAGCAUAAGUGUGGAGAUGCUUAUUAAUAUGAUUUCAAAGUAUUGUACUAUGAUUAAUGCCAGAUAAAUGGUGAAGAUAUUCUAAGGUGUAUAAUGUAAUUGUAAUAUUUGAAUGCGAUGCAUUAAUCUUUUGUUCUUACGAAUUA
Molecule: messenger RNA, 1059 nt
Organism: Juglans regia (Persian walnut)
Lineage: Eukaryota; Viridiplantae; Streptophyta; Magnoliopsida; Fagales; Juglandaceae
Product: glycine-rich cell wall structural protein 1.8-like
Exons: 1
Coding region: 94-816 (240 amino acids)
Source: RefSeq, a predicted model, not a curated record